Molecule: messenger RNA, 3234 nt
Organism: Haliotis rufescens (red abalone)
Lineage: Eukaryota; Metazoa; Mollusca; Gastropoda; Lepetellida; Haliotidae
Product: protein wech-like
Exons: 3
Coding region: 141-2123 (660 amino acids)
Molecular function (GO): zinc ion binding; protein binding
Source: RefSeq, a predicted model, not a curated record
AAAUCCACUUCUGGUUACACACGUGCAUUCGUCACCACUCGACUCUUUCCGUAAACUGCGAGAAGCUUGUCCCGGAAUGACACGAGUUGGUCACGAAUGAAUCACUUCCUGCUGCUCAAUUUCCCUCAACACCAGGUAAGAUGGCGACCUCCCAAAAGUUAACAGAACACUUCCUGACAUGCACGAUAUGUACAGAGGUGUUUGACAAGCCCUGUACACUUGUAUGUAAUCACACCUUCUGUCGGAAAUGUGUCGUCAACUACACCAAAACCAGACCAGAAGCCGUCAGUGCCAAGUCUCUCCUGUGUCCAUUCUGCAGCAAGAUGACGAAAGUGUCUUCCCCUGAGAGACCAGUGGAGGAGUGGGCGGAUGACGUCAAGCCUAUCUUUGUCAUCCAGGGACUCUUGGACUCGUUUGGCCCCGGAUCUAAAGAUACGACUCACUGCAGUUAUUGCAAGGAGGAAGGGGAGACAACUCCGGCUACAUCUUGGUGCUCUGUUUGUGACGACGCACUCUGUGAACGAUGUAUACAAGUACACAGACGAAUUCCAUCUUUCCGUCACCAUGACGUAGUUGAUAUGUCUGGAGAGACAAAGGUUAGGGUCAAGAGAAAGGUCAUGUGUAAAAUUCACAAAGAUGAAAACAUCAAAUACAUUUGUAAAGAUUGUAAAACAGCUGUUUGUCAAAAAUGCUGCACAAUCCAUCACAGGAAAUGUGACUUGGUUGUUGAAAUUGAGUCGGAGAUUCCUGCAAUGAAAACCGAGCUGAGAAGGAAUAAAGAGGAUUUGUUGAAGAAACAAGACGAGAUGAAAACACAUGUUAAAAAACAAACCUCAAAAGUCAAUGAAGAAUUAACACUUUACUUACAAAUAGAAUCGAAUAUCAAGUCUGCAAGCCUCAAAGCAAUAGAGAUGAUCAAAGUCAAGGAACAGAACCUUCUGGCUGAACUGAAAGCGAUGUCUGACAGACACAUUGGAGAACUGAAGGCAGACAUAAAGUCAGUUGAGAUGUCAGUACAGAUGUACCAACAACAGGCUGAGCUGAUAGACCAGACUCUACAAUCUGAGUGUGACAUGGGUGUGUAUGAGAUGUACCAGGGAUGUGAGGCCGGUGAUGUGGAGGCUGUCGGAGUCGCAGACGUGAAAGAGAAGGGAAGAAUAGCCAGGAUCAUGUUCAGACAGGACAAGGACAAGCUGAGUAGAGCACUGGACGAUCUACAGCUGGGUGAGAUAGACGUCCUGUAUGAGGAUGUGCUGGACCUGAAGGCUAUUCCUGUGUUACAGGACACCAUUAACGUGCUGGACCUGAAGGCUACUCCUGUGUUACAGGACACCAUUAACGUCAGAGUAGCAGGAGAUACAUAUUGGACCAGCCCCAUUGACGUGACGGUGUUUGUGGUGAAUGGUAAAGACACAGUGGUAGUCACAGACUACAACAACAACAGUGUGAAGUCCUUCUAUUCCAGGAACAAGCAGCAAGGUCACAGCAGACUCAGUGUGGGUGGUCGUCCGUGGGGUAUAACAAAGUUGACGGACAACCAGGUGGCUGUCACUGUGCCGUCAGCCACUCAGAUUGUAACUGUGCAAGUCAACCCUGACCUGGUGCUGCUGUCAGCCAUCACAACCUGCAAACAGUACUGGGGUAUAACGUCUCUGACACCAUCAACACUAGCAGCAGGUUCCUACUCCCAUCCCUGUGUUGAUAUCCUGGGUAUGACGGGACACGUGCUGAGGUCAAUUUGUCAAGGCCAACCUAGUAGAUACAUCUUGAAGAAACCCUCCUUCCUCUGUACCACGAGGACAGGAAACAUCCUGGUGUGUGACCGGGGAUCCGAGUGUGUCGCGUGUCUGACUCCCGAGGGAGAUGUGGUGUUCACCUACAGCCCUACAGGAGACACAGCCCUGAAGUAUCCAUACGGUAUCACAAGUACCAGCACAGGCGAGAUCCUGGUGACAGACAGCCAUCUACAAAGAGUCAUCCAUCUGACUGAGUCAGGACAGUUUGUUAGACACAUGCUGACAUCACAGGAUGGUGUCAAGUAUCCACGUGGAGUGUGUGUUGGUGGGCGUGGUCGUAUGUACGUGUGUAUGUCAGAUGAAGUGAAGGUAUUUACAUAUAAGUGAGUGAACAUGUCACAAUCCUCCUUUCAAUCAACUGUAUUCACGUGUGAGUUGAGGAUUUAGAUUUGAUAUGUGUCAUUGUGUCUUAACCUUUAAGCACAUUUCACUGUGUUUUAGUAAAAUCACAUUAUAUAUUAGUGUUUAAUCACUCAUCUGAGCUUUGCUAUUUGAAUGUGAUGAAUUAAGAUUUAAUCAUACAUGGUCUGUAAAUGUACAUAUUAUAUUUGUAAUCUAAAUAGCAAGACACGGUUACUCACGUACUGCUUUUAGUCUUCAGAUCUAAUCUGAACAUGUUUUCCAUUUUAUGUUUUACAAACUUCGACUGUAGGUGGAUUUGAUAAAAUGUCAUUACAUCGAAUACCAGAUCCUCCGCAUGAUGUGUUUUUCAUGUUUGCACCGCAAGCGAGUGUAACAUGGAGCUAUUCCUUCUGUUCAGGACUGUUUUGUGACAGAUUUAUAUAUCAAGCGCCGAUUUACUAUUUAUUCCUGAUUUUACAUCAAUAAUUCAUUUAAUGAUACCCCAAAAUGAAUUAUUGUGAAUUAUCAUCAUGCCAGUGUAUUAUGGAUCUAUUCGUGAUAUCUGAUAUAUCUGUGUAAUAUUUACAUGACAGCCAGACUUAUAGGCAUUCUUACGACCACAAUGAUCCGGGCGACAGUUGCUGAGUUCGACAGGCUGAUCGUGGCUGCACACCGCCUAACCUGUCAACGUGAAAAGCCCGUAUUAAGCAGCCAUUGUGACCAACCGAUCACCAAUUUAGUCACCUUGUUUGACAUGGGUACAAAUCAAGGGACGAAUUUAAGUAUAAUAUCAGCCUCAGUGUUCCACAGAAUUCCCUGGAACUACUAUUGUACAUAUAUACAUUAAAUGUACUGAUUGUUUUGGUAACUUACUGAACUGUUUCGCGUUAUGAAGCACAGAACCGACAGCUCUCUCGUUUCUGUGGUGAGGACUUGUCACAUUCACUUGGCUUCUGAGCGGUCGAAGGGAGAUAAAUCGUGAUUGGAUGUUUUGUGAAGCGCAAUAAAAUACAGUGAACGAAAAUACACGUGAAGCCAGGCACAUUUUAUCACAUAGAGUGCUGUUUAUGUGUGUUGCAAAUAAAUGAAUCGACUG